This is a messenger RNA of Elaeis guineensis (African oil palm), 1141 nucleotides long. RefSeq lists its product as uncharacterized. Lineage: Eukaryota; Viridiplantae; Streptophyta; Magnoliopsida; Arecales; Arecaceae. The record is from RefSeq and is a predicted model, not a curated record.
AUCGCAUGCCACCUCGACCCCAUUUCCCUCCCCUAUUAGACCUUCCUCCGCUCCGCCACUCCUAAACCCUAACCCCUUCUCGUAAUCCCCUUCUCCCGAUCCAUCCCCGAGACCCGGGAGAGAUCGAAACCCCGAUGGCGUCCAAUCCCAACAGAUCCUCCUCCUCCUCCGCCUUCGAUCAGCUCGUCCUCCAAAGCCUCAUGGGCCGCCUCCAGCUCCGCCCCCCGUACCUCGACACCAACUCCUUCCUCUCCCACAGCCUCGACGACUUCCUCCUCCGCGAACAGCUCCGUACCGAUGGCGACGACGAUGAAGACACCGAGGAGGAGGAGGAUGACCAGCUCAAUGCCUUCUUCGGCGACGGCGCGAGGCAUCGGCGGCUCCUCGCCAAGGAGGAGGCCCGACUGGAGAAAGAAAUCAUCAAAAUUGUCCACUCCGCCAAUGCCAAGGAGAAGCUCAAGGCCAAUUCCGGACAGUCGGUGGCCAUCGGGGACCACAACAUCUGCGUCGGUGCCCACGAGGAGCCGGGGUCCGAGUAUCGGGUCUGGGAGUGGCAUGGCCAUAUCAUGCUGUUCGACGAGGAGAACGGCUACUCGGCCGAGUACAUCUACGGGAACUACUUCGAGAAGCUGCCGGACAAGAAGGGAGGAAGCAAGGAAGAGGAGGACAAGGAGGGGACAAAGGUCAAGGCUGGGGCAAAUUCUGGACUAAGAGAUCUGAUUGGAGACUCGAAGGAUUCUUCCACUGGGAAUGGAGGAGGGAGGGUGCUCCACCGGAACUCUCUGAAUUCCGGGUCGUUGACGAGGUAAUGGCCUAAUGGGUGGUAUCUGUUAUGUCGCGCAGGUGAUGGAGUUUGGAAAGAAUAUACAGUCAUCCAUAGUUUUUAUAUCCGGAUGUUCUUCUCUAUCGGUUGCAUACUAAACUUGAUCCAUAUCUGGACUGUCUUCUAAUAAUGAUAAAAUAUUCUGGAUUUGGAAGCUACUCUCAUGGUCAUAAUGGUGAAUAUUUAAGAUAUGUGGUUGUCGUGUGUUUAUUCUUUUGCAUUCUUGAUCAAUGUGAGCUUUCAUUCCAUUUUAUUGGUCAAUUCAAAUGAGUUUGUAAGCUUGUAGCCGGAUGAAACAUGUUAAAUUGCUUCUGAUGG